AGCACGAGUCACCUAGUUUACCGUUGAGACUUUGCCAAACACGCUCUGUUUCAUCUCCUCCAUGUGGUCUCCUACACUCUCCAUGUGCACUCUUAGUCCACCCCGGCAUGUAGACGUUCAAGUCGCCUCAAAAUUUCACCUUCUCUCAACCGGCCUUACUUUAACCCUUGUAAUUGGAACGGGUGACCCGGAUACAAAUACUCCAUGUCAGAAAUUUCCUCCAUCCCCGCCAUAUAAUCCCCUCAAUCUUCAUUCCACCUUUCUCUUUUCAUCAUUCCCUUCAUAGACCCUACUCAAAAAAGCACCAAAGAUCGCAGCUUUCCUCUCAAUUCCCCGUUUCUGAUCAAGAAGCAUGAAGAAACCGUAUUUGGGUUCUAUUCUUUUCCUCAUUUUUCUUCUCUCUUUCGCUUUCCAUGUCCACUCUCAGUCCACCCCCGAUGCGGCAGCCAUGCAGGCACUCAAGGCCAGCCUCAAAAUUCCACUUUCACUUGACUGGUCUGACUCCAACCCUUGUAAUUGGGCAGGGGUUCAGUGUUCUUCCAGCAGUAAUCGGGUCACCUGGAUCCAAAUACUCGGCAAGAACGUCACAGGCACUCUGCCUCCUGAUCUCAGGAACCUCUCUGCUUUGACAAUUUUCGACGUCAGGUGCAAUCAGCUCACCGGAGCCAUCCCGAGUCUCGCGGGUUUGAGCUCAUUGCAGGGAGCCAAUUUUUUCAAGAACAAUUUCACUUCAUUCCCUGCUGAUUUCUUCACGGGAUUGACUUCUUUGCAGACUGUGUAUCUUGAUUACAACCCCUUUGCGCCUUGGGAGAUUCCGGCCAGUCUCAAAGAGGCCACCGCCUUGCAGAGUUUUUCCGCUGUCAGUGCUAAUCUCACUGGGACGAUCCCGGACAUCUUUGGCUCCGGUACUUUUUCUAACCUGAGUCAAUUUUAUUUGUCCUUCAACCAGCUUGAGGGAGAACUGCCUGCUUCGUUUUCCGGUUCCAUGAUUCAGUCUUUGUUUCUAAAGGAGGUGAACCUUAGCGGUUCAAUUCAAGUCUUGCAGAACAUGACUUCUUUGACUGAGGUAGCGUUGAAUGGAAACCAUUUUACCGGUCCCUUGCCAGAUUUUUCGCAGUUAGUCCAGUUGGCAUAUUUGAGUUUGAGCUAUAACCAGUUUACUGGUGUCGUUCCUAUGUCUUUAGUUGAUUUACAGUCCCUUUAUGUUAUCAAUUUGACAAAUAAUUUGCUUCAAGGCCCUACCCCUAAGUUUGCUACUGCUCGGGUAGAUACGGGUACUAAUAGAUUCUGCUUGAGUGAUCCUGGUGUUGCUUGCGAUAACCGUGUUAAUAUAUUGUUAUCUAUUGUGGAAGCAAUGAGUUACCCUGUUAUUUUAGCUGAAAGUUGGAUAGGGAAUGAUCCCUGUAAUUCAUGGAGAGGGAUCACGUGCAAUUCUAAUGGAAACAUAACGGCAGUUAAUUUUAAGAACUUGGGGCUCUCCGGUACGAUUUCUUCUAAUUUCUCAAUGCUCACUCAAUUGACAACUUUGGAUUUGUCCAAUAAUGGUCUCACUGGCACAAUACCAUCUGAGCUCACAAACCUGGCUAGUCUCAGUAGGCUUGAUGUUUCAAAAAACAAUCUUUAUGGUAAAGUACCAACAUUCAAGCAAAAUGUGGAUGUCAUAACCGCUGGGAACCCGAACAUGGGAAAAGAUACUCCCCCACCUCCUGCUUCUCCUGCCACACCUGAUGGUAGUGGUGGAGGUAGUCCUGCUAGUAGCCAAAAGAAAUCACAAACAGCGAAGGUCGCGGGUUCUGUGGUAGGUGCUCUUAGUGGAUUGGGUGCUAUUGGAAUGGUCAUCUGUUUGUAUGCUAGAAAACAAAAGCAUUCAAGUACGGUACAAAGCCCUAAUGCAGUGGUGACACAUCCCCGUCAUUCUGGUGAUCAAGAAGUGGUUAAGGUCAUAUCGACUCAAGUUUUGAGGACUGUCACCAAUAACUUCAGCGAGCAAAAUAUUUUGGGAAGAGGUGGUUUUGGUACAGUCUAUAAAGGAGAAUUGAACAAUGGGACAAAGAUUGCCGUGAAAAGAAUGAAGUCAAGUAUUAUGAAUGAGAAGGCUUUGGCAGAGUUUAAGUCUGAGAUUGCAGUUCUUACGAAGGUUCGUCACCGCAAUUUAACCGCACUUCUUGGAUAUUGUCUGGAUGAAAAUGAGAGGCUUCUUGUGUAUGAGUACAUGCCCCAAGGCACCCUCAGUAGGCAUCUAUUCAACUGGAAGGAGCAAGGUUUGAAACCACUUGAGUGGACUAGACGACUUACAAUUGCCUUGGAUGUGGCUAGAGGGCUUGAAUACCUUCACGGUCUUGCACGUCAGAGCUUCAUUCAUCGGGAUCUCAAGCCGGCCAAUAUUCUUCUUGGAGAUGAUAUGCAUGCCAAAAUAGCAGAUUUUGGCUUGGUUCGUCUAGUUCCAGAUGGAAAAUAUUCAGUUCAUACAAGGAUAGCGGGUACUUUUGGGUAUUUAGCUCCAGAAUAUGGAGUCACUGGACGAGUGACCAAGAAGGUGGACGUGUUUAGCUUUGGUGUAAUCCUCAUGGAAUUGAUCACUGGCCGAAGGGCACUUGAUGAAACCCAGUCGGAGGAUAGCUUAUACAUUGUAGCAUGGUUCCGUAGGAUGCACAUUAACAAGGAUACAUUCCAGCAGGCCAUAGACACAACCAUUGAGCUUGAUGAGGAUGCACUUGCCAGUAUUAGCACCGUGGCUGAGCUCGCUGGCCAUUGCUCUGCAGAAGACCCCAACCAGAGGCCACACAUGGGUCAUACAGUCAAUGUGUUGUCAUCACUAGUUGAGGUCUGGAAACCAGCAGAACCUGAUUCCAUUGACUCCAAUAAUGACACGUAUGGAACUGACUCUGACAUGACCAUACCGCUGGAAUUGAUAGACACAGGCAAGGUUAUUGAAGGAAAUUGGGAGUAUAUAUAGAUGAUCCUUCGUUACCCUUUGGUAAUUGGUACUACGAAUGCAGAUGAACUUUGUUACAAUCUCUGAUCUCUCCACAACCCCAUUUAUAUAUAUAAGAGACUGCUUUACACAACUAAAUGAUUAAUAAAGCAAAUAGAUCCUU
Messenger RNA from Rubroshorea leprosula, 3098 nucleotides. The record is from the annotation of a GenBank genome assembly. NCBI's taxonomy places the organism in Eukaryota, Viridiplantae, Streptophyta, Magnoliopsida, Malvales, Dipterocarpaceae.